AUGCCUGAACCACCAGCAGCAAUCCAGAAUGCCAUGAUGAAGGAUAAGAAGCCUUUUACAUAUACACCAGGCGGUCUAGACCUCAUCUCUCAGAUAAAGAGUCCUCGAAUGCAGAAACGUGUUCAGAGGAACCUGGACAACCAGGGACUACCAUCGCCACCUCCACAGCUGCAACAGACAAAUCCUCCUCUCCCUACACCCGUAUCUACUGCUGCAUCUAUUCCAAUGACACAAGUCCCUGUCCUUCCUCCGGUGCCUGCUUCCUUCCCGAGGGGACUUCCCAAUCAAGUCGGCCCUUCGUCAUCCUUCAAGAGAGAACUGCAGCAACCAAAGCAGCAGCCACCAUCUCCCCAGCCACAGAUGAGAUAUGUGGAGCCACCAUCUCCCCAGCCACAGAUGAGACAAGUUCAGCCACCAUCUGCCCAGCAACUGAUGAGACAAGUUCAGCCACCAUCUCCCCAGCCACAGAUGAGACAAGUUCAGCCGUCAUCUCCACAGUCGCAAAUGAGACAAAUGCAGCCUCAGUCUCCUCAAUCACCAAUGCACAUGAGACAACAGCAACAGCAACAGCAGCAGACAUCAGCAUCAUACAAUAAGCCCCAACCCCAAGCAUUCAAGUCAGGAUUCAAGACAGUUCUUCAGAAUCAACAGGAACCAACUCCUCCUCUGCUGCAGCAACAGCAACCAAGCUGGUCAUCAUUAUUUCCUGAAGAGCCAGGACCUAGGGUCCAUCGUGUUCCAGUCUCUAUAGCCAGAGAUGAGAGAGAUGCAGCACCAUCUGCUGAAGGGGCUCUGUACAUCCCCCCCAUCCAAAAGACAACACCCACAUGGAUGCAAAGUGGCCCAGCACGGGCACAAAGGCAGCAGUUAGAUGCAGUGGAGAUUCCAGUGCAGGUAGUCCGCACUUCCAAUAAGCCUGGGAGAUCUGGGGGAUCUGAGAAUCCACAAAUGCAUUCAGGAGCCUUCCGCCUGCUUCAACAAAUGACAGCAGAUUAUGCUGACCCUCGGGAGGAACCAGUGCUUCAAGGUCUGGAGAGAGUCCAGCUCUCUGAUGAUGACAUGAGACUCCUUAAUCACGUCAGACAACAUGAGGAAGAGGAGAAGCACCUGCAUGACCAGGAGACAGAUCCUCGGUAUAGAGGGGCAUACAUCCCUUCCAGAGCCUUCCGAAUGCUUCAAGACAUGACUGCCACUGUCCUAUGCCAAGUAAAACCAGACAUAGCUCAGCAGAAGGUGACUAAGGAAGUCUGCUGCACUUUCACCAGCAGGACCAAGAAAAUGGACCACAAAGGAAAUAAUGCUCCCUAUAUGGAGCUUCUGAGACGUGCUUUAGAAUCAUAUAGCCUGAGACACCCAGACAGGAACGAAGGAGACGCGGCGACGUUCUGGCGCCAUGGUGACCUCCUGUGGCUCCAGUCUGCUCGGAUAUACAGUAUAUUUAUGUGCUGUGGGUUUUGCCCCGAUGGAAUGCCGAAUUCCACUUGCCAGCCGAAGCCUUUGGCUUACUGCUUCACUGCAGUCGAAGAAGUGAUUGAUCCGCAAACGGGAGAUUUUAUUCCGGAAUAUUCCUAUGGAUGCCUUCCACCUGAAGAGACUGGUCUUAUGCAGUGUAAGGGUUACCUCGUUCCUCAUGUGAUUCCACAGUCCAUAGCCUGUUGUCGGCCAGAAAUUGAUGGGGAUUUUUGCAACUCAAACCUGCAGCCCAUGUAUACCCCAACAAAGAGAAUCUCCUUUGAACCCCAUUUUACUGAUUCCAGGAUUCUGAUUCCUUUCAUUGUCAGCAUCCUUGUCUGUGCCAUUGCUCUCAUCCUCAUCCUCCAUUAUGCCAUGAACUAUUUGAAAAGAAGAGGACUGAGAAGAGGAGACUUGUCAGUGAAACAACCAUUCUUAUCUGAAUUUGGAUUUGGAGGAAGUACAGGGACCACUGAUGUUACAUCUGGGAGUGGUGCAGGUCUUCCCAAACUGGUGCAACAAACUAUUGGGUGUCAGAUUACCCUGGAAAGACUUGUUGGCUCAGGUCGAUUUUCAGACCGUUGGCUUGGAACAUGGAGGAGUGAAAAGGUGCUCGUGAAAGUCUUCUCCACUGCUAAUGAAUUUGCAUGGCAGAGGGAGACCCAAAUCUACCAGACCUCCCUCCUUCGCCAUGAGAACAUACUUGGAUUCAUUGCCUCAGAUGUGAAGUGCAUUGUUGGAGCAUCAGCACAAAUGCUGCUAAUCACAGAAUAUCCAGAGCAAGGAACUUUGAGAGAAUUCCUCUCACAGCUGACCCAUCCUCUUCAGUCAGGGGAUUUGGCCCAACUUGCAUAUUCACUAGCACGGGGAAUAACUCACCUACAUGUUGAGGUGAUUGGUUCUCAAGGAAAACCAGGAAUUGCUCACAGGGAUCUCAGCUCUGCCAAUAUUUAUGUCAAGGCUGAUGGCUCUUGCUGCAUUGGAAACUUUGUCAUGGCAGUCCAGUUCUCUGGGUGGCUCUUCCAGAACUUUUUUGAUACCAGCCAGUCUGUAACAAUAGGAUUGAUUCAACUGUGUAGUGACAGCCAGGAGUUGGAUGUUCCAUUGGAAAUGGUGGAGAGUUAUGGAGACUUCCUGUACUGGCCACCCGAAGCUCUGAAAAGUGGACUACAUGAUGCCAGCUUUGGAGACUACAAAGCAGCAGACAUGUAUGCAGUGGGAUUGAUCCUAUGGGAACUUCUCUCAGUCUCCCAGCAUAGAUGGGAUGGAGAGGCCACAGAGGAGAAGAAAGUCCUAUAUCAGCUGCCUUUUACUGAAUUUCUCACUUCACAACCCUCCAUUCAGGACCUCUAUCAGUUGGUUUGCAUCAAGGGUCAGCGACCAAGUCUCCCACCUCAUGUUUAUUCUUCUCCAGACAAGCAAUUCACAAGGGCUGCUAGUGGUGUUGACAGUGGUACAGGGGAUGGUGGAAUGCUGGAGAAGCCAUCCAGGAUCUCGUCUGACUGCUUUAAGACUGAAAAAGACACUUCAGCGUGCUUGCACUACAUUCACUUCUCAUCCAUCUUGAUACUGUUCUCAUCCCUGAUCAUGUUAUGCACAGAGCUCUCCAACCAAGAUGUGGCAUUUUCGUUUGUGGAAGAAUCUGAUGGGUAUUUGGAAUGCGGGAAGAGGAGCGUGAUGGACCCGAUCGCCAUCUCACUUCUUUUUGUACACGUGACUCUCGGUUCCUCCUCGGCCGUAACCUGCAAGAUGCAGAAUUGCAAUGGCAUUAUAGCAGAAGCAGAAGGGAAAGAAUGA
This is a messenger RNA of Darwinula stevensoni, 3249 nucleotides long. Lineage: Eukaryota; Metazoa; Arthropoda; Ostracoda; Podocopida; Darwinulidae. The record is from the annotation of a GenBank genome assembly.